Messenger RNA from Neocloeon triangulifer, 409 nucleotides. RefSeq lists its product as uncharacterized. The transcript is spliced from 3 exons. The coding region runs from base 67 to 372 and encodes 101 amino acids. The record is from RefSeq and is a predicted model, not a curated record. Lineage: Eukaryota; Metazoa; Arthropoda; Insecta; Ephemeroptera; Baetidae.
AAAAAACUGAUAACUCGCUUCUGGUGACACGAAUAUUGUCCAGUCUGAAAAACAACAACAUUCAAAAUGCGGUCGUUCGUGUUCUGGACUUCUUUUUUAACCGCAGCUUUACUCAUCUCAAUCACUGAGGCACAAAUUAGGAGAGAUGAUGGAAACCCUUGGAAUAUGAAAAUCUCUCCGGACGACUUGCAAACGUUGUUAGAUUCGGCCAGAUCGCAAAUGAAAGGCAAAGGAAAAAUGGAUAGAAUUGAGAUUGCCAAAGAGUUGCUGAAAAAGUACUCAGUGGAUGAGGUCCAAGGGUUCCCAGAUCCACCGACUGAAGAGGACGAGCAAUAUAGAUUUGAGGAUGAGGAAUAUAGAGACGAAUUAUAAGGAAUUAUUUCCAAAUUUUUAUGUAUUACAAAAAUGU